AUGAUACGGCUGGGCAUGGGACUGGAGCUACUGAUGGUUGACAAGAAAAAAGCAAGUUUGUUCCACAUUUCACUUGUGGGGCUGGCGAUGGGUAUGCGUAACUUUGAGCGGGUCCAGCGUGGACAGCACCGUAUGAUGGCCUGGCAGCAUAUGAUGAGGCAGAGUAUGAUGAAGCAGCGGGUGCAGAGUAUGAUGAAGAAGCAGGUGCAGAGUAUGAUGAACCUGAACCGUAUGAUGAUCCCAAGUUGUAAUUGUAUUCUUGAGCUGACGCAAAGGUCAUUAGGGUAA
Messenger RNA from Clunio marinus, 288 nucleotides. NCBI's taxonomy places the organism in Eukaryota, Metazoa, Arthropoda, Insecta, Diptera, Chironomidae. The record is from the annotation of a GenBank genome assembly.